AUGAAGGCCGAUACCAAGAACAACAUCAAGAUGCGAUUGAUCUAUCACCAGCAAGCGUUGCAAGACCUGGAAAGAUUCAAGGAGAUCGUUAAGGAGGUGAUAGGAUCACUACAAGAGGAGUAUGCAGACAAGGGACGGGAGUAUACCGAAGACCUUGAGCAAUGGCUUAACCCCCGCGAGUUCGAUGUCUCUCCCGAGAUGGUUGAGCGCUUUGCACAAAACUCCGCCCACAUACGUGUGAUCCGGGGAGGCAGAGUUGAUCAAGACCCCAAAGACCUGAUUCCCCAGUUUAGAAGAGAAUGUCAGCCGGGGAAUGAAGAAUAUCACGCAACUUGGUAUGUGGCGUUCGAGGCCAUGGCCUCUUAUAGGUCGGAAUACAAGGACACAUCUCGAUAUCAUUAUCGGGGUGAAUAUCCUGGGAUGCACAAAGGCGGGGAAGGCCACGACUUGGAUCAGCUUACGAGAUACUCACUCGACUGGUUAAAGUCACGCAGAUGGGUUGCCCCGAGGGAUGAUGCGCAGGAUAAGAUAGUUCCUGAAAAACUACAGAAAGUAUUGAAGGAAAUGGUCAGAUCGGCGGGAAGCGAACUCCCUCACAUUGGGAGUAUGGCUGGAGGCCUUGUUUCUCAGGAAGUAAUCAAGCUGAUCACGCGCCAGUACGUCCCCACGAAUGGGGUUUGUAUCUUUGAUGGUUAUCGAUCAACGACUCAGGUUCUAGAGUUCUAA
Messenger RNA from Puccinia triticina, 726 nucleotides. RefSeq lists its product as uncharacterized. The transcript is spliced from 3 exons. Gene Ontology annotation, molecular function: ubiquitin-like modifier activating enzyme activity. Lineage: Eukaryota; Fungi; Basidiomycota; Pucciniomycetes; Pucciniales; Pucciniaceae. The record is from RefSeq and is a predicted model, not a curated record. Bases 1 to 726 code for a protein of 241 amino acids.